This is a messenger RNA of Trichomycterus rosablanca, 5862 nucleotides long. RefSeq names its product ubiquitin specific peptidase 1 (gene usp1). The record is from RefSeq and is a predicted model, not a curated record. Lineage: Eukaryota; Metazoa; Chordata; Actinopteri; Siluriformes; Trichomycteridae. Bases 163 to 2544 code for a protein of 793 amino acids. Gene Ontology annotation, molecular function: cysteine-type deubiquitinase activity; cysteine-type endopeptidase activity. The transcript has 9 exons. Gene Ontology annotation, cellular component: cytosol; nucleus. Gene Ontology annotation, biological process: protein deubiquitination; regulation of DNA repair.
UGUCAAGGAGGUUGUACCGUUGAAGAAAACGGCGCGGGAAUAAGAAAUACAGCAGAAUUCGUAUUUUUGCUUGAAGAUGUAAUCGAAGAGGUGGAACAAUAUCCUGUAACAUCUGCAGUCGCGGUUUGUUUUAUUCGAGUCUGAUUGGAUCCCUGCAGCACGAUGCCUGGAUUACACAGUGAAUUCUCAACAGUUGUGGAGAGUCCAGUAAGGAAGAACCGUCUUUCUCUCAGGUUCUUGCAAAAGAAGGAGACCAAGCGAGCCCUGGACUUUACUGAACCCCAGCCAGAGGAGCCUGAGCCUAAUAUUGCAGAACCAGCAGAUAUCACAAGCCGUGAUCAGGUUGUGCCGACGCCCUGUCCUUCAUCUCUCCCUUGUGAGAGAAGAGAAAGCCUGGUUCCUUUUGUGGGACUCAACAAUCUUGGAAACACUUGCUAUCUAAACAGCAUUCUUCAGGUUUUGUAUUAUUGCCCUGGUUUUAAAGAUGCUAUAAAGUCAUUGUACCACCUGUCUAAGCUGAAGGACAAACCAAAGGAUGAUGUCAAAAGUGAAGAGCAGGGCGACCCCUGUAGGGACUCCGUACCUGUUCCUAUGGAAUUGCUGCACAGCUUUUAUAGCUUAAUCUCUUCAGUGGAGCAGCUGCAGUCCAGCUUCCUGUUCAACCGAGAGAAUCAUAACGACGCAGAGCUGGCCACGCCACCACGCAGGAUACUCAAUACACUCAGGCAACUGAACCCCAUGUACGAGGGGUACUUGCAACACGAUGCACAGGAGGUCCUGCAGUGCAUCCUUGCAUACAUCCAGGAAGCAUGCGACACCAUCAAGAAAGACCUGACCAGUGACCAAGAAACACCAAAUGACAAACCAGAGGCGGAGGAGCAGCUCGGCGGCAAAAGAAAGAGCGACACGGAGGUGGGCAACGCCAAGAAGAAACCAAAGUCUCAGAGCAAACCCAAGCAAAGCGAGGAGGACAGUCGACCCUUCACCCGCUCGAAGAGAAAAUCCUCGAGCGACGUCUCGGGAAAUUCUCACAUUAACCAGAAAGAGAAAGAUGGAGCGGAAGUGGGCGAGGGCAAGGAAAAGCAGGAAGGGAGCAACACCGAGGAGGAGAAAUCACGACCCGCCUUAAAGGGCACAAAUAAAAGCAAACUGAGAGCAAAGCUAAACUGGCUGAAGUCGUCGAGCAAGCAGCCGAGCAUCCUGUUCAAGUUCCGCAGCAUGGGCAGAAUCCGCUCGCACGCUGGAGACAAAGCGGACGACCGAGACAAGGCCGAGCAGAUGAUCAGCGAAUCGCAGGAGCCGCCGGAUCGAGGGAAACCUGUUCCGGACAGCGAGACGUCCGCUCAAGAACAAAAUCAACCUGCAGCGACGAAGGAAGAAGUGCAGGGCUUGGAUGCGCUAAAGCGGCUGUUCCAGGGUCAGCUGGUGCUGCGGACCCGCUGUCUCGAGUGCGAGUGCUACACCGAGCGGAGAGAGGACUUCCAGGAUAUCAGUGUACCAGUGCAGGAGGAUGAAACCAGCUGUAUCGACGCGACGUCGGAGAUCUCUCCGAACCCGAAACCCGAGCGGAAGACCUUAAAAUGGGCCGUCUCUCAGUUCGCGUCCGUGGAGCGCAUCGUUGGCGAGGAUAAGUACUUCUGCGAGACCUGCCGCCACUACACCGAGGCCGAGAGGAGUCUCCUGUUCGACAAGACCCCCGACGUGGUCACCAUUCACCUCAAGUGCUUCUCAGCCAGCGGCUCCGAGAUGGACCCUUACGCUGGACUGUCCAAGGUGAACACCCCUCUCCACACCCCCCUCAAACUCUCCCUGAAGGAGUGGAGCACGAAGCCUUCGUCCCCCCAGCAGGAGGAUCAUUACCAGCUCUUCGCCGUGGUCAUGCACAGCGGCGUGACCAUCAGCAGCGGCCAUUACACCGCCUACAUCCGCAUGACGGACCUGCGCCGCACCGAGAUCGAGCCGCACCCCGAGGGCGACGGCAGGAAAGAGGAGCCCGGAGAGACCAGACCGCCGACCGAACCUCCCCCGCCGGACUACGACGACGGAGAGGUCUCGUUCAGCCUGGGCUCCAAAGCCAAGGACGUGACCGGUGGCACCGGGACGUCCGGCAAGGCCGGGGGAAAGAGGGCGUCCGAAGGGGUCGGACUGCUGGGAGGUCAGAGGAGCGUCUCGAGCUUCGAGAUCGGCACGAGCAAGCGGGGCGCUCCAGAGAGAUCCGCGCGUUCCCCCGUCCCUGCGAGGAAAGGUGCGUCCGGCAAAGAGAGGGAGGAAGGUCGCGGGGGCAGGGAGGAAGGUCGCGGGGGCAGGGAGGAAGGUCGCGGGGGCAGGGAGGAAGGUCGCGGGGGCAGGGAGGAAGGUCGGGUGAGCUUGGACUCGGCUCUGCAGAACCUGAUGGAAUACGAGGGGAGGUGGAUGCUGUUCGACGAUUCAGAAGUCAGGCUUUUCCAGGAGGAGGAGUUCCUGCGGGCGUGUUCUCCAGACACGUGUUCCACGUCCACGCCCUACCUUCUGUUCUACAAGAAGGUCACAGGAGAAAUGAACUAAAGGUUUUACAUUACACCGAUCAGCCAAAACAUUAAAACCACCUCCUUGUUUCUACACUCGCUGUCCAUAUAGUUCUACAAUUACUGUCAGGACCACCACAGAGCAGGUAUUAUUUAGGUGGUGGAUCAUUCUCAGCACUGCAGUGACACUGACAUGGUGGUGGUGUGUUAGAGUGUGUUGUGCUGGAGUUUUUAAACACCGUGUCCACUCACCGUCCACUCUAUAGACACUCCUACCUAGUCGGUCCACCUUGUAGAUGUAAAGUCAGAGACGAGCGCUCAUCUAUUGCUGCUGUUUGAGUCGGUCAUCUUCUAGACCUUUAUCAGUGGUCACAGGACGCUGCCGGCUGGAUAUAUCCGGUCGGUGGACGAUUCUCAGUCCAGCAGUGACGGUGAGGUGUUUAAAAACUCCAGCAGCGCCGCUGCGUCUGAUCCACUCACACACCACCACCAUGUCAGUGUCACUGACCAUUGAAGAACAGCGUGAAAGGGGGGUAACAAAGCAUGCAGAGAAACACAUGGACUACAGUCAGUAAUUGUAGAACUACAAAGUGCUCCUAUAUGGUAAGUGGAGCUGAUAACAUGGACAGUGAGUGUAGAAACAAGGAGGUGGUCUUAAUGUCAUGGCUGAUGGGAAUGAAACCCAAACAAACAGACGUCUCGCCGCACUCGGGGUGUUAACGGUUGAUUUGUGUUUGUUGUAUUUUUACUUUUAACGUCCCUUACAAACGCACCUUGGCACUCGUGGUAGUGUACUUAUGGGUUGACCUGAUAAAUCGGCCAGUUUCAGUUCCAUCGAGCACUGGUUUUGUAUUUUAAAUAGUUGAUUUUAUUUUUUUAAAUCCAGCUUCAGGUAAUUUGUAUAAGCUAAAUGAUUUUUAGAUUGUAAAUAUUCAGCAGCGACGUUCAGUGUUGAUGGUCAGUGUUUUGUGUUUAAUCCAGAACAGAAGUGAACGCACGUAGCUUCGAGUUCUUGCUUGCACACGGCCGGUUCGGGGCUUUAAGAGGCUUAUCUGCUAAUCGCCCACCUAAAAAUUCGAACCUGAUAUUAGCCAGGUGUCUAGACAGACGUGAUUGGCUGUGUCUGAGGGGUGGGUGGCCGAAGCACAGCAGUGGUUCGACACCCUGUCCAGGGUUUUCCUGCUUUGUUUAAUAGGACCCACCACGUUUCAUGUUUACCAAUAAUACGCCACACACCGGUGAUUUUUCUCCUUUCGAAGUGCACCACUUAGACAGCAUGUACUAUGGGAGGGUGUCAUUUGGAACACAGCCAGUUUUAUUGACCGUCUUUGUUAAACUCUGUAUUUAAAAUACUAAUAAAAUCCUUCAGGUGUGAACACGCCCUUCUAACAAGUCUGGUUUAUCAGGGUUGCAUUUCAUUUCUGUACAUGUGUUCCAAAUGUCAUUAUACUUGGUGUGUAGUGCACUAGGUAGGCUUUAGACUUCCUACACGGCACCCUAGAUAGGGCACAUGUGCAGUGUAGGCUGCAGAAUUCCUACACUGCACCCUAGAUAGGGCACAUGUGCAGUGUAGGCUGCAGAAUUCCUACACGGCACCCUAGAUAGGGCACAUGUGCAGUGUAGGCUGCAGAAUUCCUACACUGCACCCUAGAUAGGGCACAUGUGCAGUGUAGGCUGCAGAAUUCCUACACUGCACCCUAGAUAGGGCACAUGUGCAGUGUAGGCUGCAGAAUUCCUACACUUCACCCUAGAUAGGGCACAUGUGCAGUGUACGCUGCAGAAUUCCUACACUUCACCCUAGAUAGGGCACAUGUGCAGUGUACGCUGCAGAAUUCCUACACUGCACCCUAGAUAGGGCACAUGUGCAGUGUAGGCUGCAGAAUUCCUACACGGCACCCUAGAUAGGGCACAUGUGCAGUGUAGGCUGCAGAAUUACUACACUUCACCCUAAAUAGGGCACAUGUGCAGUGUAGGCUGCAGAAUUCCUACACUUCACCCUAGAUAGGGCACAUGUGCAGUGUACGCUGCAGAAUUCCUACACUGCACCCUAGAUAGGGCACAUGUGCAGUGUAGGCUGCAGAAUUCCUACACGGCACCCUAGAUAGGGCACAUGUGCAGUGUAGGCUGCAGAAUUACUACACUUCACCCUAGAUAGGGCACAUGUGCAGUGUAGGCUGCAGAAUUCCUACACUUCACCCUAGAUAGGGCACAUGUGCAGUGUACGCUGCAGAAUUCCUACACUGCACCCUAGAUAGGGCACAUGUGCAGUGUAGGCUGCAGAAUUACUACACUUCACCCUAAAUAGGGCACAUGUGCAGUGUAGGCUGCAGAAUUACUACACUUCACCCUAAAUAGGGCACAUGUGCAGUGUAGGCUGCAGAAUUCCUACACUUCACCCUAGAUAGGGCACAUGUGCAGUGUACGCUGCAGAAUUCCUACACUGCACCCUAGAUAGGGCACAUGUGCAGUGUAGGCUGCAGAAUUCCUACACUUCACCCUAGAUAGGGCACAUGUGCAGUGUACGCUGCAGAAUUCCUACACUGCACCCUAGAUAGGGCACAUGUGCAGUGUAGGCUGCAGAAUUACUACACUUCACCCUAAAUAGGGCACAUGUGCAGUGUAGGCUGCAGAAUUCCUACACUUCACCCUAGAUAGGGCACAUGUGCAGUGUACGCUGCAGAAUUCCUACACUGCACCCUAGAUAGGGCACAUGUGCAGUGUAGGCUGCAGAAUUACUACACUUCACCCUAGAUAGGGCACAUGUGCAGUGUAGGCUGCAGAAUUCCUACACUGCACCCUAGAUAGGGCACAUGUGCAGUGUAGGCUGCAGAAUUCCUACACGGCACCCUAGAUAGGGCACAUGUGCAGUGUAGGCUGCAGAAUUCCUACACUUCACCCUAGAUAGGGCACAUGUGCAGUGUACGCUGCAGAAUUCCUACACUGCACCCUAGAUAGGGCACAUGUGCAGUGUAGGCUGCAGAAUUCCUACACGGCACCCUAGAUAGGGCACAUGUGCAGUGUAGGCUGCAGAAUUACUACACUUCACCCUAGAUAGGGCACAUGUGCAGUAAAGAGGAAGCCGUUUGAGAUUGGACAGUUAAAAAGAUCGUAUCCAUGUGGAGUUAUGGAAGUUAUGGACUGGAACAGCGGUGUUCAGUACUGCAGAUGUAGAAAUGAAGCCCUGGUCCUCACUCUAAAGCUACGCAAUAAGCAAUAAAUACAAACAUAGACUAUUUUGCUAUGGAGAAGUAAUCUAUAACUACAGUAAAGGCUAUUGAAUGGGAUAUUUAUGUCAAGUCCUUUUUUAUGUUUGUGCCUUUUUGUAAAUUCUAUUAAACAUCAGCAAAUAAAACAUCAA